Messenger RNA from Alosa sapidissima (American shad), 1996 nucleotides. It is a transcript of the gene gucd1, whose product is annotated as guanylyl cyclase domain containing 1. The transcript is spliced from 6 exons. Lineage: Eukaryota; Metazoa; Chordata; Actinopteri; Clupeiformes; Clupeidae. Bases 306 to 989 code for a protein of 227 amino acids. The record is from RefSeq and is a predicted model, not a curated record.
AGGACUUGCGAUCGGAAAUGACCAAGAAUCAGCUGUGUAAAAUCAACUCUACAUCUGUGGAAAAAUACCUCCGUUGUGAUUUUUUUUAAAAUUAUUAACACUAAGCCAAUAAUGAUUAUUCUGUAGAGCUGUACGAAGAACACAUUGAGUUCUCUGUUGGAUAUAUAAAGUACAGCACACAUCGAUAACAUUAAGUCAGUCAACAGUGCCUAACAUAAACAUAAAUUAAUGAGGCAGUCUUGCGUUACCGCAUUAUCGUUGUGAACACCGGAGAGUCUUCUUUGGGAAAGAAUUGUUGUUUCAGAAUGUCAGAUGAUGUUGUCCUGUUGAAUGUACCUGUAAUCCGGCAGCUCUAUCACUGGGACUGUGGACUGGCAUGCUCACGAAUGGUUCUAAAAUACCUCCACCCUGUGAGCGAGGAGGACUUUCAGAGUGCGUGCUGGGACCUGAAGUUGACGGAGAGUGUGUGGACCAUUGACCUGGCCUACCUGAUGUGUCAUCUGGGGGUCAAACAUCGCUUCUGCACACAGACUCUCGGGGUGGACAAGGGCUUCAAGAACCAGUCUUUCUAUAAGAAGCACUUUGACACGGAGGAGGACCGGGUCAAUGAGCUCUUCCUGUGUGCUGAGAGCAGAGGGGUUGUGGUGAAGAAGUGCUCUGUGAGUAUACAGGAGCUUCAGGCCCAUGUGUCCGAGGGCCAUGUGGCAAUUGUGCUGGUGAACGCGGUGCUGCUGGUCUGUGAGCUCUGUUCCAUCCCGGUCAAGUACUGCUGCUUCCUGCCCGUGGGACAGAAGUGCUUCUGCAAGAAGCCCGACUACCAGGGACACUUUGUGGUGGUGUGCGGCUUCAACCGCGCCAACGGAUCCAUCUUCUACAACAACCCCGCUUUCUCCGACCGGGUGUGCUGCACCAGCAUCACUAACUUUGAGGAGGCUCGCCGCAGCUACGGCACAGAUGAAGACAUCCUCCUCAUCUUCAAGGAGAGCUGAUUGCACGCAGCGACAAUCCCAUCUGACCGGGUAGACUCCCCACCAUCGCUUUCCCAUCAGCCACCUGUGCCCAUGGCUGACGCCUGGAGUGGUAUAGGCACAGAGUCUGGACUGUAUUAGAGCAAUGCCCCCCCCCCCCCACACACACACACACACACGGGUCAGUCCAUCUACAGCACAUGGGGUGCUGCUACUCAAUGAAUUCCCCCCUGAAACAUUAGCUGGACACCCAUGCAAGCAGAAGCAGCAGCUGUAAAUGACAUCAAAAUGACAUUGCUCACCUGUGAGUCUCCAUCGGCCACUCUAUUUGGAUGUGCUCAUGAGUUUGUGCUGCCGUCUGGGCUCUGUUUGCGAGUUUCUCUGCGUCACCGGCCCGGCCCUUGGAAGAGCAGCCUUUUGCCGAGAGGUUGGGGGGGCGAGGAGUACAAAUGAACUGAUUAUGAAGUCCCUUGAACAGUGGUCUGUGUCGGUAAGUAGUUGUGUGUAGUGUCCUGACAGCCUCCUGAGGAAGCCCUGUGCAUUUACAAAACCAGUGUUUGAAGACUGUUUUAAAAAUGGGUGAAAGCGGGAGGAUCUGGUCCAUAAACUCAGGUAACACCCAUGAAGACAAACAUGUGAACUGUCAAAUGAAUUGUGCAGAGUUGACCCCCCCCCCCCCCCCACAAACACACCCACCCUCUGCCGCACCUGCCCCCUGAUACCCCCUGAUACCCCCUGAUACCCCCCUCCCAACCCUCUGUCCCAACAGCCCCCCUCUCCCUACUGCCAGUGUUCAACUGCAGCAGGGCUGAACCAGUAUUUUAACAUCAUAAGGUAAAAGGUGAACCUCAGUACUGUAUUUUAACAUCAUAAGGUAAAAGGUGAACCUCAGUACUGUAUUUUAACAUCAUAAGGUAAAAGGUGAACCUCAGUACUGUAUUUUAACAUCAUAAGGUAAAAGGUGAACCUCAGUACUGUAUUUUAAUAUCAUAAAGCAAAGGAUGAACCCCAAUACUGUAUUUUAACAU